AAACCCUCAUUCAUCUCAUCACAAUCACACACACAAAACACACACAUUACCAAACCCUAAUUUCUCCCCAAUUUUAUCGAAUGGCUCGCACGAAGCAAACCGCGAGAAAAUCGACCGGCGGCAAGGCGCCACGUAAGCAGCUGGCGACAAAAGCGGCGAGAAAAUCGGCACCGGCGACCGGAGGAGUGAAGAAGCCGCACAGAUUCAGGCCCGGAACCGUCGCGCUGCGAGAAAUCAGGAAGUACCAGAAGAGCACGGAGCUGCUGAUCCGGAAGCUCCCGUUCCAGAGGCUGGUGCGUGAAAUAGCUCAGGAUUUCAAGACGGAUUUGAGGUUCCAGAGCAGCGCUGUGGCGGCGCUUCAGGAGGCUGCCGAGGCUUAUUUGGUUGGGUUAUUUGAGGAUACUAAUUUGUGCGCUAUUCAUGCCAAGAGGGUGACGAUUAUGCCUAAGGAUAUUCAGCUUGCGAGGAGGAUCCGUGGUGAGAGGGCUUAGUUUGUUUGUUCAAUUAAGAUGGAUGUUAGAUAUGGAUUGUUCUUUAAUAGGUGGUUUGAAAUGUGUUUUGUGUUUCCGGGUUGUUGGUUGUGUUUUAUGUAUACCUUGUUCGAGUUUAAAUGGUGAAAUGAAAUAUGAUUAUUUAGUAA
This is a messenger RNA of Daucus carota subsp. sativus, 640 nucleotides long. RefSeq names its product histone H3.2. Lineage: Eukaryota; Viridiplantae; Streptophyta; Magnoliopsida; Apiales; Apiaceae. Gene Ontology annotation, molecular function: structural constituent of chromatin; DNA binding; protein heterodimerization activity. Bases 81 to 491 code for a protein of 136 amino acids. The transcript has a single exon. Gene Ontology annotation, cellular component: nucleosome; nucleus. The record is from RefSeq and is a predicted model, not a curated record.